Messenger RNA from Protopolystoma xenopodis, 411 nucleotides. NCBI's taxonomy places the organism in Eukaryota, Metazoa, Platyhelminthes, Monogenea, Polystomatidea, Polystomatidae. The record is from the annotation of a GenBank genome assembly.
AUGGCUGCAGUAAUAAUCAAUCCAGCCUGUUCUUCCCGUCCCCCCCCUGCUACUGCUCUGGAGUCAUCUCAGUCUAGGCCAUAUCUAGCCAGUCUGGCUGACGAGCCGAUGGGAGCCUUUGCCCCGGCAUUUUUCCCACAGACCUUGCAGUCAGGCUCUCACGAGCCAACUUCAGCUACCUCCAUAAUUCCGGAUGCUUCGGCUCGAGAUUAUCGGGAAGCUGGCGUCAUUCCCACACCACCCUCUGGUCAAAUGCCAAUCCCUACUGUCCCCCUUGAGGCCCCUUUGCGGGUCGAGACAACUCAUCACAUGCUUGCUAAGCAACUGGCUGCUUCGCCACGAUUGCAAUCACGACCGGGUGCGUAUUCCUACAUGUUGCCAUUCUCACAAAUUGUGGCAAAUUGGGCAUAA